AUGGCAACCUCAGGUCUCCGCCGGGCGCUUGCCCCCUUCCUUGGAUUUUUGGCAUUGAGCACCGAGGUUCAAGCUCUCCUGACUGUCAACGAGACUUCGUCAAACAUCAUUCUUGAGAAUGACAGGCUCUAUCUCUCGUUGGACAAGUCAAAGGGUGUCAUUACCGACCUCGCCCUGGACGACCAAGAUCUCCUCGGCCCUGUGAGCGGAUCAACCGGCAUCGGUCCCUACCUUGACUGUUACUGCACUCCUUCAGGCUUUUAUACUCCUGGAUCGAUAGCUCCCGAUUUCCAAAUCUUCCAGGGAAAUGACUCUGAGGGUGUUCCGUACGCUGGAGUCGUCAUGGGUGAAACCUACCCAGCGACUGGACAGCUUCUGGAGUUUUACUACUUCUUGCGCGAAGGAGAGACGGGCCUGCACACUUUCAGCCGUCUUGCGUACUACAAUGAGACGACUCCAUUCCUCCGCAACUUGCAAGAGUUCCGCACGCUUUUCCGUCCAAACACGGCGCUCUGGACUCAUCUCUCAACCAACGAGAAGACGUACGCGCCCCUGCCAUCCAAGGACGCCGUUUCGAAGCAGGUCGUUGUCCAGGAUGCUACCUGGUCCCUUUUGAAUACGCCCAACGACCCUUACGUGGAGCAGUGGGCAGACUACUUCACAAAGUACACUUUCCAGGCUCAAUGGAGGGACCAUAGGGUCCACGGAAUGUUCUCCGAUGGCUCAACCAGCGCGACCAACGCCACUUUCGGAGCUUGGACUGUCAUGAACACUGUCGACACGUACUUUAACGGGCCAAAGAACUCUGACCUGACGGUUGAUGGCAUUGUCUAUAACUACAUUGCUUCCAACCACCACGGAAACGGCACGCCCAACAUCACCAACGGCUUUGACCGCACCUUUGGCCCCUUCUACUACCACUUCAACAGCGGCAAGCCCGGCACAACCCUGCAAGAACUCCGCGACGACGCGCUGCAAUACGCCGACCCGACGUGGAACGCGCAAUUCUACGACGACAUCGCCGAGUACGUCCCCAACUACGUCCCGACCUCCGGCCGCGGCACCUGGCAAGGCGUCGUCACUCUGCCCCGCAGCGGCAGCACCAACACCACCACCUGGAGCCGACCCAUCGCCAUCCUGACGACGACGGGCGUCGACUUCCAAGACAACGUCGUCGACACGAAAGCGUACCAAUACUGGGCCGACCUCAGCAUCAUCUCCAACAACGCCAACGGCACCAUCGCCAGCGUCGAGAUCCCGCGCGUCAAAGCCGGCACGUACCGCCUAACCAUCUACGCCGACGGCCUCUUCGGGCAGCACGUGCUCGACGACAUCGUCGUCACCGCCGGCUCCAAGACGACCACAACCACCACCUUCACCGAGGAGAGCGCCGGGCACGAACUCUGGCGCAUCGGCACGCCCGACCGCUCGAGCGGCGAGUACCGGCACGGCGUGGCGCUCGACACGACCAAACCACUACAGCCCGAGCAAUACCGCGUGUACUGGGCCAAAUACGACUUCCCGACCGAGUUCCCCGACGGCGUGGCGUUCCGCGUCGGCGAGAGCGACGCGGCGCAGGACUGGAACUACGUGCACUGGAGCUCCGUCGGCGGCAAGGGGAAUGCGAUUCGCACCGAGACGCUGUUCGCGCCGACGAUUAGCAACUGGUCGAUCUUGUUCGAUGCCGGCGCGGCCGAGCUGGAGAGGAGUGUCGCGGGUGGUGGCAAGAACGAGGCGACUUUCACCGUGCAGCUGGCCGGCGCGAAGACGGCGGCAGGUAAUACGGACGUGUAUAACGCGACCGAGCCGUAUUCGAACUUGCCGUAUGUCGUCACGGUGAACGGGCACGAGUUGGAGCCUUGGGUUAUUCCGUACAAGCAUUCCAGUUCCUGCGCCGUUCGCUCGGCUAUCAGCUGCUACAAUAUCGCCCACAAGUUCGUUUUCGAGACGGGCUGGCUCAAGGAGAAGGACAAUGAGAUUGUUCUGCGCCUUCCUAUGGAUGCCAUGGACUAUGAAUCUGCAGUUCUGCCUCAGCAGGUAUACGUUCAGUACGAUGCCUUGAGGCUGGAGUUGCAGUGA
Messenger RNA from Lasiodiplodia theobromae, 2079 nucleotides. RefSeq names its product Rhamnogalacturonan lyase. The record is from RefSeq and is a predicted model, not a curated record. Gene Ontology annotation, molecular function: catalytic activity; carbohydrate binding. The transcript is spliced from 4 exons. The coding region runs from base 1 to 2079 and encodes 692 amino acids. Gene Ontology annotation, biological process: carbohydrate metabolic process. NCBI's taxonomy places the organism in Eukaryota, Fungi, Ascomycota, Dothideomycetes, Botryosphaeriales, Botryosphaeriaceae.